CAGACAGACGGACGGAGAGAGCUCGAGGGAGAUACGAUGAGGUUCCCGCUGAAGCUGGUGGUGUUGCUGUUCUGCGUGCAGAGGGGGGACGGACGCGGACUGAGGUCGCUCCUUGAGCAGAGAAGUGACGCAGGUUCUCCAGAAGAGGAGAGCAGAAGUGGAGAGACCAGGGAGGACGACAACCCCGAGCCCCAGCGGAGAGGCUCCGUCGCUGGGGAGCCGUGGUCCCUUCUCCCCCUCGCCUCCAUCCAGACCCCCGGCCUCCUCUCCCGCCCCCGGCGCGGUGCCUCCACACACUGCGGCCUGCGCACUCUCCUCCUCCAGGUCCGAGACCUCGGCCUGGGCUACGACUCGGACGAGACCGUCCUCUUCAAGUACUGCAGCGGCUCGUGUCCCCACGCGCGCUCCAACCACGACCUGACCCUCACCAGCCUGCUCCUCCAGGGGGCACUGCCGCCCCCUCCCAUGGGGGAGCUGUGGCACAGCACCCCCUGCUGCCGGCCGACCCACCACGAAGACUUGGCCUUUCUGGACAAUCGCCACCGCUGGCACAAGGUGGAGAAGCUGCUGGCUGCAGACUGCAGCUGCGUGGGCUAGGGGAGGGGCCGUGUGGGAAAGGGGGAGGAGCCGCACAAAGAAGGGGAGGGGCUGGCAGGUGGAGGGUGAAGGGUGUGCUGUGCUGGUGU
Osmerus eperlanus (European smelt) is the source of this 686-nucleotide messenger RNA. Its product is annotated as persephin. Bases 37 to 597 code for a protein of 186 amino acids. The transcript is spliced from 2 exons. NCBI's taxonomy places the organism in Eukaryota, Metazoa, Chordata, Actinopteri, Osmeriformes, Osmeridae. Gene Ontology annotation, molecular function: growth factor activity; glial cell-derived neurotrophic factor receptor binding; receptor tyrosine kinase binding. The record is from RefSeq and is a predicted model, not a curated record.